Messenger RNA from Sus scrofa (pig), 4811 nucleotides. It is a transcript of the gene HEATR3, whose product is annotated as HEAT repeat containing 3. The record is from RefSeq and is a predicted model, not a curated record. NCBI's taxonomy places the organism in Eukaryota, Metazoa, Chordata, Mammalia, Artiodactyla, Suidae. Gene Ontology annotation, biological process: ribosomal large subunit biogenesis; protein import into nucleus.
GCCCAGUCCCCGACAGCCGUGCGCAGGCGCAUUGUUUCACCAUGUGGGCUCGGCGGUCUUCGGGCCCAGCUGAACGGUGACACGUAGCACCCUAGGCUACAAGACCCUGCUGCCAGCUCUGCAGCCUCCACCGUCUUGGUAUCGCCCUCCUCUCUCGGUCUUCCCCGCCAGCGCACUUCGCCAUGGGCAAGAGCCGGACGAAGCGCUUCAAGCGCCCUCAGUUCUCCCCUACAGGCGACUGUCAGGCCGAGGCGGCGGCGGCGAACGGGGUUGAGCCCGAGGAGGACGACGGGCCGGCAGCAGAGCUGCUAGAAAAGCUCCAGCACCCGAGCGCUGAGGUCCGCGAGUGCGCCUGCGCCGGGCUGGCCCGGCUGGUGCAGCAGCGGCCGGCGCUCCCCGGCCUGGCUCGACGGGACGCCGUGCGCCGCGUCGGGCCGCUGCUGCUUGACCCCAGCCUGGCGGUAAGGGAGACGGCUGCCGGCGCGCUGAGAAAUCUCAGUGCUUGUGGUGGUUUUGAAGUUUGUGACGACAUGGUGACCAAAGAUAUCAUGACUCCGCUGGUCGCGCUGCUGAAAGAGUGUAGUACUGGACUGGAUUCAAAUGAGAUGUCUCCACAGGAAAAAAAAGAUCAGAACAGAAAUUCUAUCGAAAACAUAGCCAACGAGGCCGUAAACGUGCUAUGGAAUAUAUGUGAAUGCAAUAGUAGAGCAGUGUCUAUAUUCAACAAAGAAGGGUGUUUGGAGAUUGUAUUAAAGUAUCUAAGUAGGUUUUCCACCAAUGUUGACCUGGCUAUUUCAGUAGCAUAUUGUUUGCAGACGGUGACUGAAGAUAAUCCAGAGCUACUAAAGUCUUUCAGUGCCCCAGCUUUGCAUGUUUUGGAAUCAGCAAUGCUUUCUCCGGUCAAUUCCACGGAAUAUAUUCUAUUAAAGACAUUGGUGGCAGGCACCAUUUGGAAUCUAAAGGACAUUAUUCCAUCCAAAAGUCAGGCUGAAAUCAUAAAUGCCAUACUAAAGAUCUUAUCGGAAGUUCUGGAAAUGGAUGCUGGUGAAACGGUCAUUCAGAUGAAGGAGGCCGAAGCGCACAGGUUAAAAACUGCAGCAGAGACGGAGGAGACGUCACAGAGCACUAACGGGGAUGACCUGAUUGAAGAUGAUGAAAUGGAAGAAAUUCCCCAUAAAAGGAAAGUCCGAAGGAAAACUUUCAUUUCAGAUUUACUUCCACCCACCGACAAGGAGCUGAGAGAGACCAUAGCCCUGCUGACAGCGCAGCAGACGGCUCUGGAAAUUAUUGUCAACAUGUGCUGCAGUGAAGACCCCACUGACGACGAAUGGGAAGAGCUUUCCAGCAGCGACGAAAGCGAUGCGUUCAUGGAGAGCUCCUUCAGCGAGUGCGGGGGGCAGCUGCUGUCUCCCCUCUGCCUCUCCCAUGAGGUGCACACCGCUCUCACCAACCACCUCAUCCCAAAGAAGAUUUUUGACAAAACUGCCUUUCCAAAUAGCGCUGCAGUUGACCUGUGUUCUAGGAACCCCACUUGGAAACCUUUGAUUAGAAAGAUGAGCACCAUCCAGUGCAGAGCCCUCGUGUGUCUCCAGAGCCUGGUGUCCCUCCUGGAUGUGGAGCAUCUGGGAGGACCUGCAGCCCUUCAGACACUUGCCCAGCACUUGUCACAACUGCUUUUUUCUCAACCAGAUUUUGCUAAGCAUGUUGACUUCUUAGAAGCCAUAAGUAGUGCCUUGAGGGCCCUUUUGCAAACAAUGGCCUCCCAGAACAUUCCUCAGUGCAUGACUCCUGACCAGCUGAUGACGCUCUGCACCGCGGGCAUCCAGAGCAGCAAUGUCGGGGUUCGAGUAAACAUGGUCAGUAUUUUGGGAAUCACCGGCAGCGUCCUCGCCAAAGAAGAUGGCACACUGGACACUCUGAAGACCAUCGGGUGCUUUCUGCUGGAGGUUGCCACCAAGGAUCCCUCCCUCGUCGUAGCAGGAGAGGCUUUGGAUGCCCUCUUCGAUGUCUUUGCAGAUGGUAAAGAAGCUGAAAGGGCCUCCGUUCAAAUUAGAUUGUUAGCUGCUCUGAAAGACUUCCAGCCGGUCUUCAAAAUGAAGAUACGGAAAGAAGGGAGAGCUAAAUACAGUCCAGAUCAGCUCUGUGUUCUUGACAACGUGAAGAUGAAUUUGAGAAGAUUUGUUGCUUAUCAAGAAACUGUUGAGAAAAGACUGACUACUUGAACCACUGAAAGAGACCAGUCCUUAACCCAAAGUGUUCAGGGAUGAAUAAUUGUAGUGGGUUUCCUUUCAGUGUGUGCAUUUCUGAAAGUCACUUUUUUUUUUUUUUUUGGUCUCUUCCUUUUUUUAGGGCCUCACCUGGGGCACGUGAAAGUUCCCAGGUUAGGGUUUGAAUUGGCACUGUGGCUGCUGGCCUCCACCACAGCUGCAGCAACACAGGAUCCAAGCCACAUCUGUGACCUGCACCACAGCUCAUAGCAAGGCUGGAUCCUUAACCCACUGCAUGAGGCCAGGAAUCAAACCCAUGUUUUCUUGAAUACUAGUCGGGUUCUUAACCUGCCGUGCCAUAACAGGAACUCCUGAAAGUUCUAUUUUUAAUGCUUGUAUUGUGUACAUUAAUUUGAAGUUCAUAAAAACUCUAAAACUGGUCAGCAACUCUUUUUUAAGCUCCGGGAUCUGUGUGGCAUUUCUAGUGCUCACUAAAACCUUUCCAGCAUGUUUUAACCAGUGGAAACCUGAAGUGGGGAAGAGUAGAAACACAGUCUCAGGUGGUUGUGCGUGAGCAGUGAAGACACUUCCAAACAAUCAUGUUUGCCUUGAAUUUUGCAAAAGAAGAAAAAUCCAAAGCGUUUCUUGGAUCUUCUUUGAAGCCUGUAUCAUUUUGAAUUUUUAACUGAAAUAUGAAGACAAGCUUUAUGAAUUUAUUUUGGUAUGAAGUGUAUCAAUGAUGCCUACCUUUUGUGAAGGGGGGCAAUGUUCCAGAGUACCCACUGUGGUGCAGUGGGUUAAGGAUCCGGCAUGGCCACAGCUGCGGCAUAGGUCGAAGCUGUGACUCAGAUUUGAUUCCUGGCCUGGGAACGUCUAUAUGCUGCGGGUGCAGCAAAAAAACAAAAAACAAAAAAAGGGGGAAUGUUCCACUAUUGGUGUUGCAUUAGUUUGCAGAUUACACUGCUAACUAAUGAGCUGACGUGGUCCUUGUCAUCCUCCAUACAAGCGGUCUGAUCAGUUAUUGCUUUGUAACAUCACUCAUGAUUUAAUUUGAUAUGAAAUCAGAAUUAGAAUAAAAUGGUUUUCAAUAGCUUUUUACUUGAAAGCUCUGUGUAUUGGAAAAAUCUUUUUUAAAAUUCAGAGAACCCUAUUCCUGAGUGUUUGCUUGCUAAUGGAUUUUUUUUUUUUUUUUUUUUUUUUUUUUUGUAGGGCCGUACCUGCUGUGUAUAGAAGUUCCUAGACUAGGGGUUGAAUUGGAGCUGCAGCUGCCAGCCUACACCACAGCCACAGCCACUCGGGACCCAGGCCGUGUCUGUGACCUACACCACAGCUCACAGCAACGCCAUAUCCUUAACCCACUAAGCGAGGCCAGGGAUCGAACUCUCGUCCUCAUGAAUACUAGUCGGAUUUGUUACCGCUGAGCCAUGGCAGGAACUCCUUGCUAAUGGAUCUUGCUUUGAAUAUAUGCGUGAUAUUAAAAAUAAGACUUGGAGUUCCGCUGUGGCUCAGUGGGAUUGGCGGCGUCUUUGGAGUGGUGAGACUUAGGUUUGAUCCCCUGGCCUGGCACAGUGGGUCAAGUAUCUGGCUUUGUUCUAGCUGCAGCCUAGGUCACAGCUUUGGCUCAAAUCUGAUCCCUGGCCCGGGAACUCCAUCUGCAGUGGGUUGGCCAAAAAAGAAAGAAAGUAAAAAUAAAAACAAGACUCCAGCAUUCCUGUCCAUGUCCUCGAAGUAACAGGGUGACAGGUGGAGCAAAGGGAAGGCGUUUUGGGUCCUAUCAGUGUCGGAGGGAGGGAGGGCCCCAGACCAGGACUAGUCUCUUGCCUGUCCGUUUGUCUAAUAUGAGGAGUUGGUGGAGAUUUGAAAAUUUCCCCACCAUUGAUCUCAUUUGACCUGUUAAAAAGGCCAAUACCCAGUAUAGUUCUUAACUCUUUAGUUUAGUUAACAUCCAUUACCUCAUAUAGUUACUUUUUUCUCCCUGGUGAUAAGAACCCUUAGAAUCUACUCUCUCAGCAACUUUCAAAUAUGCAAUACAGUGUUCCUAGCUGUCGUCAGCAUGCUGUCACAUGUCCAAUAAUGUAUUUUAUAAUUGCAAGUUUGUCCCUUUGGACAGCCCUCACUCAUUUCACUUGCCCUCCUCCCCCACCCCCGCCUCUGGCAACUAACCAUCUGUUCUAUAUAUGAGUUUGGCUUUUUGUUUGUUUGUGAUAGAUUCCACACGUAAGUGAGAUCAUACAUUAUUUGUUUUUCUCUGAUUUAUUUCACUUAGCAUAAUGCCCUCAGGGUCUAUGCACGUUGUCACAAGUGGCAGGAUGUCCUUCUUUUUAUGGUUGAGGAAUAUUCCAUUGUCUAUCUCUUUCUUUUUCGUUUUCUUUUGGCCACACCUGUGGCAUGCGGACAUUGAUCCCGGGACCAGGGAUGAAACCAGCACUCCAUCAGCAACCCAAGCCACAGCAGUGACAAUGCCAGAUCUUUAACCCACUCAGCCACCAGGGUACUUCCUACGCUAUCUCUUCUUUAUCUGUAAUACAUCAUACGUCACUGGAGAUUUAGGUUGUUUCCAUGUCUUGGCUACUGUGAAUAAUGCUGCAAUAAACGUGAGGUACA